UGGCUCACUCAGCAAACACGUAAUGAAUAAGGGAGAGUAUGAUCAACAGCAGAAGGUGGGAACAUAUCAGAGACGUCCUUCGUCAACUGAGUGUCUAUGCUGGAAUGACUGAGUUCUCGAAAGGUAUGGUAUGAGCAUGCAGCUCUGCAGGGAGUGUAUGCUAGGAAGGUUUUUUUUAGAAGGGCAACGACUGUCGGGAUAUCAUUGAAGUUUAUUGAGCUGAUCGGCCCCAGAUAAUUCAGAGUCAGUUUAUUCGCUUGAGUUGAUUGCAUCUGGAUUUGAACUUGGGUCUGUAUUUCAACAGUUAGUGGGUGUACCAACUGAGAAAAUGUGAAAGAGGACCGAGGUUGUGUGGAGAACGUCAUCCAGCGCAAGACGGUGAUCGUGAUGACGAGAUGGAAAAGGUGGGAGAAGAGAAUCGAUCGAUCGAAGAGAAGUACAACCUCGCCUUUGGUGGGAAGAUCCGAAAUAGCCCCAGAGUCAGAUACGUCUUACAAGGAGGGAAUGCCAUGCGUGUGAGGCAGGAAGCAAGGCAGUCCAAAAUUCUCAUACCGAGAUCUGGAUCGCCGCCUCCUCCAUCAUCCCAGACUUUUCAGAAGCUAUCGAAUUUUUUUUCUGGAAUGUGGCGCCACAUAAGGAAGCCCUAAGGUUACGUAAGUGUUUCUCACAGCAGGCAUCGACAAUGGCAAAGGCAACGUGGGAAACGUUGAUGACCAUGGAAGGAUACACCAGAUACAAGUCCCGUUUGAAGUUUGGCUCUAAGAGAAGGGCCAUGUCCUUGCAGGAAGUGAGCGAUAUGAUAUUAAAGGGCCUCCCAGCAUUCCAGUCCCUAGCACCUGGAUGCCACAGCUUACGUGUUUUGACAGACUGCAAAUGCGAAGGCGGACCGAGAUUGUGUGGAGUAUGCCAUCCGGCGGCUCAAGAUGAUGAACACGAUGACGAGAUGGAAAAGGUGGGAGACGAGAGUCGAUCCCUAGAUGAGAAGUACAACCUCGCCUUUGGUGGAAAGAUCCGCAACAGCCCCCGAGUCAGAUACGUCUUACAAGGCGGGAUGGCCAUGCGUGUGAGGCAGGCAGCAUUGCAGUCCAAAACUCUCACGUCAAGAUCUGUAUCACCUCAACCCUCAUCCCAAAAUUGUCAUAAGCUAUCGAAAACAUGUUUGGCAUGUGGCGCCCUUGUUCACUAUGCGGAUGACCCUGGCACUGGUCUACUCCAGUUCUACAGAGGAGGAUAUGGUCUGCAGGUAACUUCUUCAUUAAACCCUGUUCAAGAGAAAUUAGACACCGAGAACAAGCAACAGCCUGAGACGACUGAUAAUAAGGCCAUUCAGUUGCCGCUAGGUGGACGCCAACCAGUCCUAGUCGGGAGAUGGAGGGCAUCGCACUUUAUGCACCGGAAAGCCAUUUCAGCACCUGAUACUCCUCUAACAAAACUUGAUGUUUCCGCAUCGACCUUGUCCCGCAAGUUGAAUUGGCAGUCAAUGCUGCCAUCAUACCCCAGCAGAGAUAAUCUUACUGAAACCAGGGAAAACACAACGGGAAACCUCAGAAUCAUUGGUUGUGUAGAAUCCCAGGAUGUAGUCAUGACUCCUAUGCCUUGUGAUGAAGAAGACUCUCGUGGAGCAAAACCAGUGUCCCCCCUCGUCAGUACCGAGUCUUCCUGGCAGGCACCACAAAAGCAGCUUUCUCGUGAAAUGGAGACUGAGAAAGAUUCGCCUGAACAACACAGCAUGUGGAAGGCUAAUGAAGACUCUCUUGGAGCAAAACCAGCGUCCCCCCUCGUCAGUACUGACUCUUCCCGGCAGGGACCACCAAAGCAUCUAGCUCGUGAAAUGGAGCUUGAGAAAGAAGCACCUGAACAGCACAGCAUGCGGAAGGCUAAUGAAGACUCUGUUGCAGCAAAACCAGUUUCCCCCCUCGUCAGUACUGAGUCUAACUGCCAAGCAUCACCUCGGAAGCAGCUAUCUCGUGAAAUGGAGCUUGAGAAAGAUGUGCCUGAACAGCACAGCAUGUGGAAGGCUAAUGAAGACUCUGUUGCAGGAAAACCAAUGUCCCCCCUCGUCAGUACUGAGUCUUCCAGGCAGGGACCACUGAAGCAGCUAUCUCGUGAAAUGGAGCUUGAGAAAGAUGUGCCUGAACAGCACGGCAUGUGGAAGGCUAAUGAAGACUCUCUUGGAGCAAAACCAGCGUCCCCCCUCGUCAGUACUGACUCUUCCUGCCAGGCACCACUGAAGCAGCUGUCUCGUGAAAUGGAGCUUGAGAAAGAUGUGCCUGAACAGCACAGCAUGCGGAAGGCUAAUGAAGGCUCUCUUGCAGCAAAACCAGCAUCCCCCCUCAUCAGUGCAAAGCAGCUGUCUCGUGAAAUGGAGCUCGAGAAAGAUUCGCCUGAACAGCACAGCAUGUGGAAGGCUAAAGAAGACUCUCUUGCAGCGGAACCAGCAUUCCCUCUCGUCAGUGCUGAUUCUUCCUGCCAGGCACCACCAAAGCGGCUAGCUCAUGAAAUGGAGCUCGAAAAAGAUGCGCCUGAACAGCACAGCAUGUGGAAGGCUCUCAAGAGCUUAGCCUUAAAAAUCACAGGUGCAGCGCAUGAGAUAAAACAGAGCAAGACGUCAUCGACAGGGAUUUUGAUGCCUCAAUUAAAGAGGAGUGGCCGGUCAGAGGCCUCCGGGAACAGACAAUCCGAUGGUACAAAGCGAGACCACACAAGUAGAAUUCACCAAGGAAUGAACAUGAAAAAGACCACUGAUUCAGGGACCAAUGAGUACAUGACAUCAUCGGUAACCUUCUCUAAAUCACAAGCAGGGACGUACGUGACCGCCGACUCCACCAAGAACAGUGACCCUACCAGAAAGAACAUCGGGAUAUCGAGGUCUUUUACCCUAGGUGUCCAUGUGAACAGUCCGCCCAUUGAGUGCCACAAGCUUGCAAGAACACGAAACAAAGUAUUUAAGGAGAGCCAGAUCUUCAAGGACAUGUUUACUUCCUACUGGCCAUGGGCAGGAAACCCUGAUGGCUCUCUAGAGUUGUAUAUUAUUUGGAAGAACCAUGAUUAACUGAUCAGUCACUGUGAGGUGGACCAAGGGAUCUGCACUGGUUAAUUUUCUCAAGUUCCAGAAAUCAGACAGCAAAACCCCUUAGAACACUUCCUCAACAUCCAAUAGCAACCUCCUUCAGAGCAAGUACAUUCCCAAACAAAGCCCUUCAGAAUAC
Messenger RNA from Chara braunii, 3209 nucleotides. Lineage: Eukaryota; Viridiplantae; Streptophyta; Charophyceae; Charales; Characeae. The record is from the annotation of a GenBank genome assembly.